This is a messenger RNA of Liolophura sinensis, 2583 nucleotides long. Its product is annotated as delta(24)-sterol reductase-like. Bases 49 to 1620 code for a protein of 523 amino acids. NCBI's taxonomy places the organism in Eukaryota, Metazoa, Mollusca, Polyplacophora, Chitonida, Chitonidae. Gene Ontology annotation, biological process: steroid metabolic process. Gene Ontology annotation, molecular function: Delta24(24-1) sterol reductase activity; FAD binding. The transcript has 8 exons. The record is from RefSeq and is a predicted model, not a curated record. Gene Ontology annotation, cellular component: cytoplasm; membrane.
AUACCGGUAUACUGUUUUUCUAAAACAGGGACAUUGUCAAUCGCAAAAAUGGUCGCCAUGGAAGGUUUGUCGACAUAUUUGGUGUGCAUCCUGAUCCCUGCACUGCUGUCCAUCUCCUGGGCAAAAUAUCGAGGUUUGGAAUACAUCUUGAUGAACUAUCGCUGGAUUUUCGUCUGUUUGUUCCUGCUUCCCGUGUCGGUUGUAUACGAUGUCUGGUACUACCUUCGCAAUUACAUCAUAUUUAAGCUCAGUUCGGCUCCCAAAAGACACGAUCAAAAAGUACAAGAUGUCCAAAGGCAGGUACGACAAUGGAGGGAUGGUGGUGCUCGUUCUUACAUGUGCACGGCUCGUCCCGGCUGGAUGAAUGUUUGCCUGAGAAACGCUGUGUACAAGAAAACCUUCCAGAAGAUUCAGGUGAACCUAGUGGACAUACUGGACAUGGACGCUAACCGGCAGAUUGUCCGCGUGGAGCCAUUGACCACCAUGGGGCAAAUCACAGCCACCCUCAAUCCCCUGGGCUGGACUCUGCCGGUACUCCCUGAGUUAGAUGAUCUCACUGUGGGUGGGCUGAUUAUGGGUGUAGGAAUAGAGACAUCUUCCCACAAGUAUGGCCUGUUCCAACACUGUUGUGUCAGCUUUGAACUGGUUUUGGCUGAUGGUAGUGUCACCAGGUGUUCAAAGACAGAAAAUCCUGACCUGUUCUAUUCUGUACCUUGGUCAUAUGGAACCCUGGGCUUCCUGGUGUCAGCGGAGCUGAGAAUCAUACCUGCCAAAAAGUAUGUCAAACUGGAAUACUUCCCUGUUCAUUCCAAGGACGACAUGAUCAAGAAGUUUGAAGAAGAAACUGAGAAGCGAUCUGACAAUCAGUUUGUGGAGUGUUUGGUUUACUCCAGAAAUAAAGCUGUUGUCAUGACAGCAAACAUGACGGACGACGUUAAUUUGAAUAAGGUAAAUCCCAUUGGUAAGUUUUGGAAGCCAUGGUUUUUCAAGCACGUGGAAUCGUUCCUGGAGAGCGGCCCUGGGGUGGAGUAUCUGCCACUGCGUCACUACUACCAUCGCCAUACCAAGAGCAUCUUCUGGGAACUCCAGGACAUCAUACCUUUUGGAAACCACCCGCUUUUCCGUUACCUUUUUGGCUGGAUGGUUCCUCCGAAAAUUUCCUUGCUGAAACUAACCCAAGGGGAGACAAUCAAGCGGAUGUAUGAGAAACACCAGGUCAUUCAGGACAUGUUGGUUCGUAUGGACAAACUGGACGAGUCUCUGCAAUGCUUCCACAAAGAGUUAAAUUUGUACCCUCUCUGGCUGUGCCCUUUCUACCUGCCCAGUCUGCCCGGCAUGGUGCACCCUGCUUCAGGUGAAGGUCAGAUGUAUGUAGACAUCGGCGCGUAUGGUACCCCUAAGUCCCCCAGGUUCUCCACUAUCCCUUCUACAAGGGCCAUUGAGGCAUUCGUCCGAAGUGUGAAUGGAUUCCAGAUGUUGUAUGCUGACUCUUACAUGACCAGGGAGGAGUUCCGCGACAUGUUCGACCAUUCCUUGUACGACAAAAUGAGAAAGAGGCUCCAGUGUACCACAGCGUUCCCAGAGGUCUACGAUAAAGUGAGCAGAAAGGCUCGUGAAUAAAAAUCUCCAGGAGGCCAACUCCACAUCGGCACCUGAAAGACUGGCCCUUUCUCCACACUCAGUAUCAGGGGCAACCGUCACAGAACUUUAAAGAUUUUUCCUGAAAAGGGAUUUAAGCACCUGACGUGAAAGUUCCCCCAUAAGUCUGCCACUGGGUUUAUAGGCAGACCUUGAAAGCGUUAACAGAUACAACUGACCUCCCCAAGAUGUUCUAACUACAUGUACAUAUAUACAUACAUAUUCAUAUAAAAAAUUUACAUGAUUUACUGUUUCCUUAGUGGCCUACAUUAGAACAACGCUGUAUCAAACACAUUGUACAUGUGCGUUUUAGAAGAAUAAGACUGAAACUCCAACAUUUAUUCAGCUUUGAAUUAAGCAAAAUGUAUUUAUAUUGAUAUCAGUAUUUACAGAAUGAACAGUGCAAUGAAAUUUCCUGUUUAUUUAUAUUCACAUAUUGCUGAAUGGUUGCACUGACCAGAGUUACAUACAACUGUCAUCAUCAUCAUAAGGCACAAUGGGCAAAGGUACAGUUUGCAGACAUACUUGGCUUUAUUCCGGUGAAAUAUGACUGGCAUAAUGACACAAUUAUGCUAUCAUAUAUAUUUCCAUUUUGUGUCAAUAUUUUUUGAUGAAUUUGAGUCGUGAAAGUGUUAAUCUUGCAAAAUCUUUAUGUCUACAUUGAUGUAUCCCUGGUUGAAUAACGGUAGAGGCUUUUUAAUUGGGGGAGGAAGAGGAGGGCAUCUUUGAGCAGACGUGGACCAGACCACUGCUGAUGGCUUUUUGAUAACAGCUAAUACAUGUCAUAUAGAUCCACCAAAAAAUAACAAAAAUACAUAUUUUAAAUAUGCCUAUAUAUAUAUAGCUGAAAUUAUACUGACAUGAUCUGGACUAGUGUUUACAGAAAGCCAUUGGACAGUACAUGUACAUGGGUACAUGUAGUUUGGAUUUCAAUUCCCCUGUAUA